AUGGACCUCUCCUCCUCCUCCUCUCCUCCUCCUCCUCGUGGAGAGCGGAGUCCGUGCUCAUCUCUGUGGGCUUCACGCUCAUCUUCCUCGUGGGCACGGUGGGGAACUCUCUGGUGCGCGUGCUCUUUCGUAACGGACAGAAGACCACCAACCUGUUCAUCCUGAACCUCGGGAUAGCGGACCUGUGCUUCAUCGUGUUCUGCGUGCCCUUCCAGGCCACCAUCUACACUCUGGACCAGUGGGUGUUCGGCGCCGUGGUGUGUAAAGUCGUUCACUUCAUCAUUUAUCUCACCAUGUACGCGAGCAUCUUCACGCUGACCGCUGUCUCCGUGGACAGGUACUUGGCCAUCUGCUACCCGCUCCGCUCCAGACAGAUGAGGACGCCAAAGAACGCCAUUGCCUCCAUCGUGCUGCUCUGGCUCUUGGCGUUGCUGUUCUCCGCUCCGUACCUCAGUUACUUCACUCAGAUGGAGCUUGCGGGCGCCGUGCUGUGCAUCCCGGCCUGGGAGUCCAAACCACGCUUCGUCAUGGACGUGUGCACAUUCGUCUUCGGCUACCUCGUCCCCAUCCUGGUGCUCGGCCUCACCUACGCCCGCACCGUCCGCCACCUGUGGACGAGCGUGGACCCCGUGAAGGACGCGUCAGAGUCGCGGCGAGCCAAGCGCAAGGUCACCAAGAUGAUCGUGGUCGUGGCCGCUCUCUUCUGCGUCUGCUGGCUGCCUCACCACCUCGUCGUCCUCUGCAUGUGGUCCGGCCGCUUCCCGCUCAACCACGCCACCUACGUCCUGCGGAUCCUCUCGCACCUGCUGGCGUACGCCAACUCCUGCCUCAACCCCGUCGUGUACGCGCUCGUCUCCAAGCACUUCAGGAAAGGCUUCAGGAAGGUGUUCACCUGCUCGCCGAGGACGAGGGACGCCGUCAACAAGGUGCACGCGGUGCAGCCGGUGAACACGGCGAGCAGUGAGGAGACGUCCAAGUAAAGACGACGACCUUUGACCUUUAAGAAGA
Molecule: messenger RNA, 1008 nt
Organism: Labrus bergylta (ballan wrasse)
Lineage: Eukaryota; Metazoa; Chordata; Actinopteri; Labriformes; Labridae
Source: RefSeq, a predicted model, not a curated record